AUGGCGCGUCUCGGUCGUACCGGGUUCCUCACCCUAGCGGUGAUAUUUCAUCUUAUCUAUGCAUACUCGAUUUUUGACAUUUAUUUCGUCAGUCCGAUAGUGAGCGGGAUGAGAUCAUUCGGUGUGCAGCGGGACCCCGGUGCUGAAGCUCCCGCGAAACGCCUCGUCUUGUUUGUCGCCGAUGGAUUGCGCGCGGACAAGGCUUUCGAGUUAUCGCCCGAUCCGGAUCUCCAUGAGAACGUGGAAAAUGGCGAUUUGGUUCACCUUGCGCCUUUCAUCCGAUCCCGCGUGUUGUCCCACGGUACCUUCGGAAUUUCCCAUACUCGAGUCCCAACCGAAUCGCGCCCAGGCCAUGUCGCAUUGAUUGCUGGACUAUACGAGGAUGUGUCAGCUGUCGCGACGGGAUGGAAACUGAACCCCGUGAACUUCGAUAGCGUUUUCAACCGGAGUAGACAUACGUGGAGCUGGGGGAGCCCUGAUAUUCUUCCCAUGUUUAAAGAAGGCGCUGUUCCUGGAAGGAUUGAUGCGGAUACAUACUCGGAGGAAUACGAAGACUUUACGAGUGAUGCAACGGCCCUCGAUAUCUGGGUGUUUGACAGGGUGAAGGAGUUGUUCGCCUCGGCGAAGAGUGACCCGGAGUUGGAUGCAAAGCUGCGUGAGAAUAAGAUUGUGUUUUUCCUGCAUCUUCUUGGACUGGACACUACGGGACAUGGAUUCCGUCCCUAUUCAAAGGAAUACUUGCGCAACAUCAAGCUAGUUGAUGAAGGAGUCAAGGAAAUCACACGGCUCGUGGAGAACUUUUACGGCGAUGGCAAGACAGCAUUCGUUUUUACCGCAGAUCACGGCAUGAGUGAUUGGGGCAGCCAUGGAGAUGGCCAUCCCGAUAACACGCGAACACCUUUGGUCGCCUGGGGAUCAGGUCUUGCAACCCCGAGGCGACCCAAGGCCGACGCACCUUCAGGGCAUGAAGAUGGCAUCUCAUCUAACUGGAAUCUACACAACGUUCAGAGAAACGACGUCGACCAGGCAGAUGUUGCUGCCCUAAUGGCGUACUUGGUUGGGCUUGAUUUUCCCACCAACUCUGUGGGCCAGCUUCCUUUGGAGUAUAUCAAUGCUACACCUAAGGAUAAAGCUUUGGCUGUCUUUGCCAAUACGCAGGAAGUUUUGGAAAUGUAUCAUGUCAAGGAAGAGCAAAAGAGGGACGCCUUGAUUCGAUACAAACCGUUUGGGCCUUUUGCAGACAAGGAAGGGAAUUCAGUAGAGCAGCAGGUCGAAAGGAUCCACGAACUGAUUAACAAGGGUGCGUACAACGAGGCCAUCGAAAAGUCAGCGAUUUUGUUCAAAACCGCCCUUGAAGGGCUUCGCUACCUCCAAACCUACGACUGGCUUUUCUUGAGGACGAUUGUCACCUUUGGAUACUUGGGGUGGAUUGCAUAUGCUUUGACUACCGUCAUUGACCUGCAUGUCCUACAUGGCACCUCAGAUUCGGAUAGGACACAGGCCAGUAAUGCUUUCUUUUCGUCAAUUUUGGUGGUCCUGUUUUCAGUCUUUUGGUACCAGAGUUCUUCUUGGAGAUAUUACUUUUAUGGAUUCUUUCCAGUAUUCUUCUGGGAGGAGGUCUUCUCUCGGAGGAAGGCUCUUAUCGCCGGGCGUGAGAUACUUUUGGGACACGUGAGCUCUGUGGGUGACCAUGUCUCAUUUGGGUUUCAGUCGUUGAUAUUCGUGGGUGUGCUGGAAGCACUGGUUCAUUCUUAUUCCUAUAGAGAAAUUUAUACUCUCUGCUUUAUUUUGGGAGCGUUUUGGCCUUUGUCUUACGGGGCUGGAUUUGUAAGAAAACAUGCAGCACUUUCUGGCGCAUGGGCGGUUGGUUGUCUCCUCAUGAGUGUUUUCACUCUGCUGCCUGCCAACAAAGUCGAAGAUAUUACCACAAUAACGUAUGGCGCGGGAUUGAUGUUCCUCACUGGCCUGCUAUAUCUAUUAUUUGAAGACGACAUCCUCGGGCAUAGUCACCAACCUGCAGCCGUGUCUAGAAAUGGUUCGCGAAUAAUCAUGGGAAUGCAGCUUGGUAUGGUUGUACUGGCGUUGAUCAUCACAAGAUCCAGUGCGGCUUCUCUCCAGGCAAAGCAAGGUGUUCCGUUGGGAAACCAGGUAGUUGGUUGGGCCGUUCUAGUUGCUUCACUUAUAUUACCAUUCGCCCAUCGACGAUACCCGAACAGCCACUAUCUGCACCGCCUAAUGGUCAUAUUUUUGACCUUUGCACCGACAUUUAUCAUCCUCACCAUUUCAUGGGAGGGUCUGUUUUACUUUGUGUUCUGCAUGACUCUCCUUACCUGGGUCCGGUUAGAGCACGCCACGUAUGUUUAUACCGCGAAAUCCCCUGCCACGCAAGCGCAGGAGACCACUACACCACCCAAAAAAGCAAGCACAGAUGCUACCACGGUUGUGGAGGGUGAGACGUACCGAUUUCGCACACUUAGUGUUUCAGAUGCUCGCGUAGCACUGUUCUUCUUCUUUCUGCUGCAGUCGGCCUUUUUCAGCACGGGGAAUAUUGCAUCAGUAUCCUCAUUCUCUCUUGAAAGCGUCAACCGACUCAAUCCGGUGUUCAACCCUGUUAACCAGGGUGCCUUGCUAAUACUAAAGAUUCUUAUACCUUUUGCAGUCAUCAGCGCGAAUUUGGGUAUUCUUAAUCAUCGGCUGGAGGUGGCUCCCAGUGCUUUGUUCAUGGUUGUGAUGGCCAUCUCCGAUGUCAUGACCUUGAACUUUUUCUUCAUGGUCCGCGACGAGGGCUCUUGGCUCGACAUUGGCACCACGAUUAGUCAAUUUUGUAUUGCGAGCUUCUUGUGCACCUUUGUCGCGGGACUCGAGUUCCUUAGUGAGGUGUUUAUCAGUGGGGUUGAUUUCGAGUCUCGCACUAGCGCAGUUACGGCCUCAAUUGCCGACGCUGUCAAUGGGACAACCUCCGGGGAUCGGAAAUCUAUCCCCAAUGGUGUUGAGGAUGAAGGGUGA
This is a messenger RNA of Aspergillus puulaauensis, 3006 nucleotides long. Its product is annotated as mannose-ethanolamine phosphotransferase MCD4. The transcript is spliced from 5 exons. Gene Ontology annotation, biological process: GPI anchor biosynthetic process. The record is from RefSeq and is a predicted model, not a curated record. Lineage: Eukaryota; Fungi; Ascomycota; Eurotiomycetes; Eurotiales; Aspergillaceae. Gene Ontology annotation, molecular function: mannose-ethanolamine phosphotransferase activity. Gene Ontology annotation, cellular component: endoplasmic reticulum membrane. The coding region runs from base 1 to 3006 and encodes 1001 amino acids.